Molecule: messenger RNA, 1032 nt
Organism: Salvia splendens (bonfire salvia)
Lineage: Eukaryota; Viridiplantae; Streptophyta; Magnoliopsida; Lamiales; Lamiaceae
Exons: 2
Coding region: 33-902 (289 amino acids)
Biological process (GO): meristem development; meristem maintenance
Source: RefSeq, a predicted model, not a curated record
UUUGUGUUGCCGGUCGUCCUAUAUGGACGUCGAUGACAACACUAAUCUGCUGGAAUAUGGUUGAGCCACACAUGCCACAGCGGGUGUUGCGACAAUUUGGGAUUGUCCAACCUUAUAUCCCGAUUGUCGACCGGUUCCACGGAUCUGAUUUUACGAAACAGGAUCAACGUGGCAAAGCAGGUCGGAACUGGGUUCAGUGGCACGCCAAUCAUAUACAAGAUUGGCAUAAUAGGCACGACACGGUGUAUGUUGAUUUGGAGUACUCAUUGGUGCCUGUUGCUACUGAUGAGUACAUGGAUUGGUUUCGCCGGAUAACCGUGGUGUACCUAACAAAACCUGGGGUGCAUUCUCAUGAGGGCUUCCAUGAAACGGCGGCCUCUCAUCACUACGCGGUGGAGACCCUUCACAAAAUACGCCACUUUCUUAGGGAGCAAGACAUGUCAGGACGGCCGGAUUUAUUCACCAUUUCGAGAAUGGUUGAAGAUGGCCUCCAGAUAUGUGGGGAAGCUGAGACGAUGGACCACCGUCCUUCACAGCGCUCUGAGCUGGACCUUGACAUGCCCGUGCGGCAAAAAGCGAAGCGGCGUGGAAAGAAGAAAGUUGGUGGAGAGUCGUCAUCAUCAAGGAUGGAUACUCAGUUGGUUGAUGAUUCUGAUGACGAUUUUGUGGCUCCACCUCCACCAAGAUCUGCCGUGCGGGGUCGUCACUCAGUCAGCCACACGGGUGGUACAGGAGAAGAUUUCGGUCUCAGCGAUCAACAAUCUCCACCUCGGUCUUCUGCGAGAGACGACAUUGAUUUAGAGAAUGUCGUCGUUGAAGAUACUCCUCCGUCUAGAAUCCCUAAGACCAGCAUCGGGAAGGGAAUCCGUAGUCUGUUUAUGCGUAAAAGGCGAGACGAGUGAACGUUGCCCGAACUUUUUAUAUUGGUGUUUUUACAUUGAUUUGAACGCUUUAUAUAAGUAAUUUGAUAUAUUGUAUUGAUAUUGGUGUUUUUUCAUUCAUUUGGCGUAUGUAUAUUAGUAAUUUGAUAAA